This is a messenger RNA of Annulohypoxylon maeteangense, 2231 nucleotides long. RefSeq names its product MFS general substrate transporter. The transcript is spliced from 2 exons. Gene Ontology annotation, molecular function: transmembrane transporter activity. Gene Ontology annotation, biological process: transmembrane transport. Bases 512 to 1906 code for a protein of 464 amino acids. NCBI's taxonomy places the organism in Eukaryota, Fungi, Ascomycota, Sordariomycetes, Xylariales, Hypoxylaceae. The record is from RefSeq and is a predicted model, not a curated record.
ACGCCAUUAGCAGCUUACUUUGUUUCAUCGUGGCUGGAGCUAGCUGAAGCUUUCCCCGGACUUCUCUUCUUAAAGCGAACAAGCUUUCUACUUGCGGACCACCGAUUGUCACUAGAUAAUUAUCAGUAUAGGCAGCUUACCUAGCUUCUAUUAUCCAUCCCAAUAACAACACAAUGGUGUAUUAUUUUUAAUUGUUAUCGUUGUUACCCUUGGAUUCCAUUUUCAUCUCCCUGUCUCAACCCGAUCGCCCGAUCUGAUAGCUUAGCGAGCGAAUCAUGGCAGAGGAUACGACCGAAAACGGAAAAGCAAGUAAUGAGAAUGAGCACCACCUAGGUGACGAAGACGCCAUCGGGAUCGAAGAUGUUAGCACGAUACCUAAAGGCACAAUUGAUCCGGUAUACGAGGCAAAGGCGAGGGUACUGAAUAGAGCGGUAAAUUUCCCAAGUUUCUGGAAAUUAUUCCUCUUUGAUCAUUAGCCUAACAAUGAGGAUGGCAGAUUCAAGACAUUGGUAUGGGAUGGUACCAAUGGCAGCUAUUCAUAGUCGUAGGGUUUGGUUGGGCAUCUGAUAAUCUUUGGCCGAUCAUCACGUCUCUCAUUUUCACGCCCAUCUUAAACGAAUUUCAUCCGACUCGGGGUCCGCUACUGAGUCUUGCCCAGAACAUCGGCUUACUUGCCGGUGCCAUGUUCUGGGGAUUCGGCUGCGACAUCUUCGGUCGGAGAUGGGCUUUCAAUCUGACUCUUGGUAUAACCGCCGUAUGGGGUAUGAUAGCUGCCUCUGCACCUAAUUUUGCUGCUAUCGGGAUAUUUGCGGCGUUCUGGUCAUUUGGCGUAGGCGGUAAUCUCCCGGUUGACUCUGCUAUUUUCCUCGAGUUUCUUCCUGGAUCUCACCAAUACCUCCUCACGAUUCUUUCUAUCGACUGGGCUGUCGCACAAGUCAUAGCCAAUUUGAUUGGAUGGCCAUUGUUAGGGUAUCGAACCUGUCAGCAAACCGACACGGACUGCACUAGGGCUAAGAACAUGGGAUGGCGCUAUUUCAUGAUUGCGAUGGGAGGACUGACGCUCAUCAUGUUCGUUCUUCGUUUCUUUUGCUUCACCAUCUACGAGUCGCCCAAGUAUCUCAUGGGCAAAGGAUUGGAUGAAGAAGCAGUGCGCAUAGUCCAUGAAGUUGCUCGACGGAAUAAAAAGACUUCGGAAUUGGCCAUCGAAGAUUUAAAAGCGUGCGAGCCGGAAGGAUAUGAGAAUCGGGUUACUGCAGGCGACGCUGUGAAACGCAAGUUAGAAGCCAUUGAUCUCUCCCACAUCCGAUCUUUAUUUGCGACGGGAAAAUUGGCGUACAGCACGGGCGCCCUAAUGUUGGUCUGGGCUUUCAUCGGACUCGGAUAUCCCUUAUAUAACGCUUUCCUACCAUAUAUCCAAAGUACUCGCGGCGUCGACUUUGGAGAUGGAUCUACUUAUAUUACGUAUCGCAAUUCGCUGAUCAUCGCGGUACUCGGUGUACCCGGCGCCCUUCUUGGUGGUCUUCUCGUCGAACUGCCUCAUUUUGGGAGGAGAGGGGCGUUGAGUUUAAGCACGAUCCUAACAGGCAUCUUUCUCUACUGCUCGACAACUGCGACAAGUUCCUCCAGCUUGUUGGGGUGGAAUUGCGCGUACAAUUUCACUAGUAAUAUCAUGUACGCCGUCUUGUACGCUUUUACGCCCGAGCUAUUCCCUACAAAGGAUCGUGGCACUGGGAAUGCGCUUACGGCGACGUCGAACCGCAUAUUCGGUAUUAUGGCCCCUAUUGUAGCAAUGUUCGCGAACCUUCAGACGGCGGCGCCGGUUUAUACAAGUGGUGCACUGUUCAUCGCGGCAGGACUUCUUGUCGGUACUCUACCUUUUGAGUCUAGAGGGAAAGCAAGCCUGUGAAUUGCUAUUUCUAGGUGCCUAUCCCUUCCCCGCAAUGAUUCUAAACGCCCCUUUAUGCCCCCAAUUAUAGGGGAUUUGGGGUCACCUACCCACCUAACUCUGUGUGCAUUGUUGUUGGGUCUUGUAUAAUUACUCCGGGACAAAAAAUGAUACCCUACUUUCUCUUAUUUUGGUUUAUAGGUCUGAUGGUUGUUAUUUGUCAUUUAAAAUAUCUAAUGCUCAAAAUUGGUUUGUCGGGCGGGAGUUGAGGGUCGAACAUCGUGAAUCGAAUAAACCCAGCAAUGGCAAUGAUUUGAAAUUUUAUUGGCUUCUAUUUAAUCUUCUA